AUGAAACGUACGUGUCCAGUCAUUAUGAAGCGUACAUUUUCUAAUGAUGAAUUUGAUAAAAAUGGUGAUAGUGUAAGUGGUGCACAACUAAGUGAUAUUAGUAAAAAAAGUCGCUCCGAGCCAGCAUUACCAUCCCGUGUUGUUCAUUUAAGAAAUAUUGAAGCCACUGAACUUGAAGUUGUACAAUUAGGAUUACCAUUUGGACGAGUGACAAAUUUUCUCAAUUUACGAAAAAAAUCCCAGGCCUUUCUUGAAUUUGAUUCUUGCGAUCACGCUAAAACAAUGGUCGAUUAUUUUAAUAGUGGUCCAGCCAUGUUAAAUGGUCGUCAAGUAUUUGCUCAGUUUUCAAAUCAUGGUGAAUUACGUACAGAUCCAACAAAUCGUUCAAAUCAACAAGCACAUAUAGCAUUAACACAAGCUACAGAACUCUAUGAAACGGCUCAAAAAGGUGGUCCAAAUUGUGUCCUAAGAAUUAGUAUUAUCAACAUGUUAUUUCCAGUAUCAAUCGAUGUUUUACAUCAAAUAUUCACAAAAUUUGGGAGUGUUUUGAAAAUUAUCACAUUUACAAAAAAUGAUAAAUUUCAAGCACUUAUACAAAUGAAAGAUCAUAGUGGUGCUCAACAAGCAAAAUUGCAAUUACACGGUCAAAAUAUCUACAAUGGAUGUUGUACACUACAGAUUGAAUAUUCAAAACUUUAUUCAUUAACUGUUAAAUAUAACAAUGAUAAAAGUCGAGAUUAUACAAAUCCAACAUUACCAUCGGGUGAUUCACAACAAACACAAUUGCAAUCCAAUUCAGAACAAAUGGCAAAUAUGCUAGAUUCACGUGGUUUACAUUCAAAUACUAGUCUUUUAUCAUUAAAUCGUUCUAGUUCAAAUGAUGAUUACCGUUAUGGUGCAAAUCCACUGAUAAAUGCUCCACCUUCGUUUAAUCCUAUGCAAUCUCAAUAUGGCCUUGGUUCAGCUCAAAUGGUUUCUCAUUUACAACAACAGCAACAAUUACCCCCCCAACAAUCAGUUCAAAACGGUCCAGUUAUACUUGUUUCAAAUCUAAACGAAGAUAUGGUCACGCCUGAAGCCUUGUUUACCUUAUUCGGUGUCUAUGGUGAUGUGCAUCGCGUAAAAAUAUUAUUUAAUAAGAAAGACAGCGCACUUAUACAAUUUGCUACACCUCAACAGGCAGCUGUGGCUCAUCAACAUUUGGAUCAUAUAACGAUGUUUGGUAAACAAAUCAAAGUAUCGUUUUCAAAACAUCAGUUUGUACAAAUGCCAAAAGAAGGAGGAUCUGAUAUGGGUUUAACAAAAGAUUUUACAAAUUCACCAUUACAUCGUUUCAAAAAACCUGGUUCAAAAAAUUACAAUAAUAUUUAUCCUCCUGGCUCAGUACUUCAUUUAUCCAAUAUACCAACUGAAACCAAUGAGGAAGAAAUUCGUCGGAUAUUUUCUCAAUAUGGAACAAUAAAACGUUUCAAAUUUUUUGAAAAAGAUCGAAAAAUGGCGUUAAUAGAAAUGGAUUCGAUUGAAGAAGCAAUUGCAGCACUUAUUAAUACUCAUAAUUAUCGUUUAGCUGAUAGUAUGCAUUUGCGCGUAUCAUUUUCCAAAACAAAAUUGUAA
Molecule: messenger RNA, 1614 nt
Organism: Didymodactylos carnosus
Lineage: Eukaryota; Metazoa; Rotifera; Eurotatoria; Philodinida; Philodinidae
Source: the annotation of a GenBank genome assembly